Molecule: messenger RNA, 1179 nt
Organism: Parastagonospora nodorum SN15
Lineage: Eukaryota; Fungi; Ascomycota; Dothideomycetes; Pleosporales; Phaeosphaeriaceae
Exons: 2
Coding region: 1-1179 (392 amino acids)
Biological process (GO): protein localization to phagophore assembly site; protein lipidation; autophagy of mitochondrion
Cellular component (GO): cytosol; extrinsic component of membrane; phagophore assembly site membrane
Molecular function (GO): phosphatidylinositol-3,5-bisphosphate binding; phosphatidylinositol-3-phosphate binding; protein binding
Source: RefSeq, a predicted model, not a curated record
AUGAACACCCGACCCAUACUGGACUCAGAUAAGGGGCCAUUUGUGCUCUCUGUCUCACUGAAUGCAGACAAUUCAUGCUUCUCAGCGGCUCUGGAAACUGGAUUCCGUGUGUUCUCCUCCAAAACAUGUGAGCAGAUGGUCGCAAGAGAAGUUGGCGGCGGCAUCGGCUGCGCGGAGAUGCUCGGCACCACCAGCUAUAUUGCACUCGUUGGAGGAGGGAAGCAGCCCAAGUUCCCGCAAAACAAGGUCUGUCGCCCCGAGGACUCCGGCUGGGAACUGAUCAACAAGACUGACAUUGUCUACGAGGUCCAAAUAUGGAACGACAACACCAAAGUAGUCACCACAGCGCUCGAGUUCAAGACGCCGGUGCAGCGCGUUCGCAUCUCGCAGACACACUUGGUCGUGGUACAGCUAAACAAGGUGGGCAUCUACAAGAUGAAGGUCCCGCCAGAGAAGCUGGCGGAGUAUGAGACAGCGAAUAACCCGUAUGGACUAUGCGCACUCGGAAAGGGGACAGUGGCUUUUCCUGGCCGGGCUAUUGGACAAGUCAAGUUAUAUGACGUUAACACCGGUAACGUUAGCAUUAUUCCCGCUCACGACGGGCCCCUCCGCGCUCUGGCUCUUAGUAGCAACGGCGAAAUGGCAGCAACAGCCAGCGAGCAAGGCACCAUCAUCCGCCUCUGGUCCUUCCCCUCGUGCACCAAGCUAGGAGAGUUCCGCCGCGGCGUCGAUCCAGCUGCAAUAUUCUCCCUCGCCUUUUCGCCUUCGGGGUUGACACUUGCAGUCACAUCCGACAAGUCGACCCUGCACAUCUACGACCUGCAUAAUACGCAGACCGCAGACCCGAAAAAGCACAAAUAUGGCAUCUUGUCCAAGGUCCCGCUCCUCCCACGGCAAUUCUCAGACACGUAUCCGACCGCUUCGGUCAAGUUUGAGAUGGGCGACGAGCCAACGACGUGGGGUCCACACAUGAAGUCGGCGACUCUGGGCGCUGGCAUCCCCGGUGUGCCGGGUGGUAGGCCAACCAAGGGGCUUUUGGGCUGGCUAGACGAUAACACGGUUCUUAUUCUUGGUGCUGGCCAGGAUGCGCGGUGGGAGCGCUUUAGCAUUGUCAUAGAAGAGGAUACGGGUAAGAAGGUUCUUGCCCCGUAUGGAUGGAAGCGCUACCUUGACGAUUAG